AUGACCGAGGUGGAAAGUACACAGGCCGUACCCCAGGAUACGUACCGGGCACCGCGUGACGAGGGUGAAUACGAUCGUCUAAGGUUACAACAUGAUAUGGUCAAGGAUGUGAUGGGGGGCAAGCUCCUACUGUCGCCCGUCGACCUCUCGGCCCCGAACUUGCAAGUCCUCGACUCCGGAACUGCAAAGGCUCACUGGGUUAUCGACCUUGCUCGCAGCCUGUCGUCAGAGUCCCGGGUCGUCGGGACCGACAUCGCCCCUCAGCACUUCCCUCCCGAAUCCCAGCGUCCGGGAAAUGUAACUCUGACAACCCAUUCGAUAUUUGAAAACUGGCCGUUGGAUUAUAUUAAUGCAUUCGAUGUUGUUCACCAACGUUUUGUCCUCGCGGCCUGUCCUGAUGAGCAGGUCGCCGCUGAGUCAGUGGCAAGACUGUAUGCCUGUGUGAAGCCAGGCGGCUGGAUCGAGCUUCAUGAAGGCAACAUGCUCAUUAUCCGAGAGGGCCCAGAACAUGCCGCCUUCAUGCGAUUUCGCGACAUGAUGGUUAAGUCCUGGGCCUUGAUAAAGCAGCAACCUGCUCCCGGGUUGCAAAUUGGAAAAUGGCUCCGUGAAGCUGGCGCAACGGACAUCCAAGAAACGACUCAGGUAAUCAAGGUCGGGGCUGAAGCAGAAAGUAAGGCCGAGGGAGAAAGGGCUAUGGGCGUUCUGUUUCAGAUGCUCGACGGCAUGAAAGCGAUGCUUGGAGGCCACUUUACUAAAGCAGAGUUCGACGAGCUACGAAGAGAUCUCGAAGUGGAGCUCAGCACUGUGGGAAACUUUUGGCAGUAUCACCUCGCCUAUGGUAGAAAGCCACUCUGA
Scedosporium apiospermum is the source of this 855-nucleotide messenger RNA. RefSeq lists its product as uncharacterized. The record is from RefSeq and is a predicted model, not a curated record. Bases 1 to 855 code for a protein of 284 amino acids. The transcript is spliced from 3 exons. NCBI's taxonomy places the organism in Eukaryota, Fungi, Ascomycota, Sordariomycetes, Microascales, Microascaceae.